AUGUACACGGGGCCCGGCGACUCCCCUCGGCUAGAUAGCGUGGGUGUGGCACCGGAGGUGAUCCAGGAGUGGGUGAAGGGAAUCACCGGCGAGGACGCUCCAUUCGCGGAGCUGCCCCCGGGGGCACCAUCCCUUCACGCCGGCGUCACGGGCCUCCACGACAUCAUCGGCAGCUACCCACCCUGCAACGAGUGGGGGCUGAUGUCCGAUCCCCCGGUCCCAGCCCCAAAGCCUCCGCCACCCGCAGCCCGUGGGAAGCAAGUGGCCGAGGAGAGCGAUGGGGGAUCGGAUUCCAGCUGGCCCGGCAGCGAGUCCUCCGGCGACGAGGCUGGCGGCGUUGCCGGGGCCAGGACAGUCCUCCCCGAUGCGGAGGCGGAGGGCGAGGACGACGUGCCGCUAGUGCGGCGACCAAGGGCGCCGGCGGCCGCAGCUUCCUCUGCAACGGCUGCGGGCGCCCCGGCGGUUGCCGCGGCAACUGGGGCUGCGGCAACUCCACGAGGGUCCGCGGCCCCGCCAAAGCGGGGAAUCUUCACGGGUUACUCGCCCAGGCUCAACCCCCCAAGGGACAGCGCUUCGGCCGGAGCCGGCAAGAGGGGAGAACCGACACUGCACCCGCCGAGCCUAGCAAGAAGCCGCGCACCCAGGCCGGUGCCAGUACGCGGGUCAGCGACACCGCCACUACGUCCGCCGCCGACCCAGUCCCAGAGGAGGAGCCCGCAGCAGGCGAGACCUAGCCUGCUGGGGACAGUCCGGCAGCAGAAGCCGGGACAGAUGGGGACUAGCCUCCCCCCACAAGCACGGCGACCCCGCAAGGUGCUUAUGAAACUCUUCAUUGUUGAGGUCUUCUCCUUUGCUUCCCAGUUGGUCGAGUACUUUGUUAUAAUAGGAGUUAUCGCGGCGGUCUUUUACUUCUUCCUGAAGCAACUCUCACAAUGUUCUGAUGGAGAGCAUGAAACAGUUCAGGAUCAACAUACAAGUAGCAGUGAAACAGAACCAAUUCUAACAAACAAAAAGGUGGUCAUGGGCUACGGAGCAAUGGAAGAGCAACCUGAGUCGAGCAUGUGCUCUGCCUCAGCGGAAGAUUUGUACAGCGAGAGUGUGUGCAAAAUCUGCUACGAUGCAGCUCGGAGUUGCUUCUUUAUACCUUGUGGCCAUGGUUUUACCUGUUUUACAUGUGCAAGGAGGAUCAUGGAAGAUGAAAACAAGACCUGCCCAAUCUGUCGAAGGCUCGUUCACAGAGUAAGAAGGCUGGAGAUUCCUUAGAUCAAUUAGUACGGUGUAUUAAUGUUAAAUUGUUGGGCAAUUGUCUUCUUUCUUUCGGAUGAUAUAGAAUCAUCUGGGCUUUAUGGGCUCAAUGGUGAAGAUCGGUAUCAGCUGACGGUGAGGAUUCUAUAACCAAAAAAUAUAUUGACACCGCACAUGUCCAAUAAUGUGACAAAUACAGUAUCUUGUGAUAUAGGAAGCUUAGGCUAACUUAAAUGUUCAAGGUGAGAGGCUGUAAAGCGUUUGUUCAAGAACAAGAGUGCUGCUAGGAACUGGGCCUCAAAUUUGCUAGACCCACCAGCAAUUCAAGUACUCAACACUGUUUUAUCGGCUUAUACAUUUUUGUUUGCCUCAAAUACUGCUACUUCAGUAUUUGUGUUGGGAACACACAUUUUGUUCCUGGCAGAACCCUGUUAGUUUUUUAAUCGCAGAAACAUAAUCCUGGUGCUUUUGUCGCCU
Brachypodium distachyon (stiff brome) is the source of this 1722-nucleotide messenger RNA. Its product is annotated as potassium/sodium hyperpolarization-activated cyclic nucleotide-gated channel 4. The record is from RefSeq and is a predicted model, not a curated record. The coding region runs from base 1 to 1263 and encodes 420 amino acids. The transcript is spliced from 6 exons. Lineage: Eukaryota; Viridiplantae; Streptophyta; Magnoliopsida; Poales; Poaceae.